AUGAGGAUGGCCGAAAUAAUAUUCCAGCGGCGAAAGAUCCCAACAGUAGUAUCAGACCCAAACCCUCUGAUAAUCCUACUGAUACUCUCCCUGCUACAGUCAUGUUGGUCGCAAGUGAUCAACAGAGCCCCACACUUCGUGCCUCAGAUAGGGGACAUGUCACAAUUCAGUUUAUCUGAAGACACACCUGUUGGAACACCGGUUUAUCAUUUAAAAGGGGUUGAUCCAGAAAAUGGUCCACUGCGAUACUCAAUAUCUGGGCAGUACUUCUCAGUGGACUCGUUGACGGGAGUUGUGACUCUCGCCAAGACCCUGGACAGGGAGGAGCAGAACGCUUUGGAAGUCAUCAUCAGUAUAACAGAUGAAGGUAUAGCCAACACUGAGCCCAACACGAUAUCAUUAAGACGUGUUAUACCAGUGAAGGAUGUGAAUGACAAUCCACCCAUCUUCCAUAACAGGCCUUACAUUGUCAAUAUCAGUGAAGCCACAACUGUUGGGACUGAGAUUGAGGUAAACCCAAAGAUAACGGUAACAGAUCGUGAUGAAGGAGAGAAUGCAAGAAUACGAGUGACAUGUUCUACCAAAGAGAAAGGAAGCGACUCAGAAGCAUGUGCCACGUUUAGAGUCGAAACUGAUAUGAUAACACCAAACGAAUACCAAGUACGACUGUUUCUAAAUCAACCUCUAGACUUUGAGAGUAGAUCAGCAUACGUCAUCAGUUUAGAAGCAACUGAUUCAUCAGAUAGACCAUUGAGAGCGCUCGCUAGUGUUUCAGUCGCAGUAUGGGACGUUCAAGAUCAACCACCGAUGUUCUUGAAUGCGCCAUUUUCAGCUACUGUGCCGGAAAAUACUCUACCGAAUACCAGCAUUAUGGACAUUAUAGCCAAAGAUGGAGACACAGCCAACCCUCGACCAGUUUUGUUGACCCUCGAAGGUGAUACUGAACAGUACUUCAAGUUGCUACCCGACAGACCUUUGGGACGAGCUACGCUGGUGGCUUCAGACAUUCCUAUUGACAGAGAAAGUGAUGUCGUAAUGCAAAAUGGAGGCGUCUACAGCUUCUUUGUCAAGGCUACAGAAAUGAUAAACAAUGAAGUGCCAUCAGACUUUACAGUGACCACUAUAACCAUUAUUGUAACUGAUGUUGAUGAUCAUGUGCCAAAGUUCAAUAAAGAGGAGUUUGAUAUUUCAAUUCCUGAGAAUAUAGAGAACGGUAGUCCAAUCCCGGGUUUAUCAAUAUACGUUGAAGAUCAUGACAUAGGUCAAAACAGUAAAUAUGAUUUAAAGUUGAGGGAUGUCUGGAAUUCUGAAGGUGUAUUUUCGAUUAGUACAGACCAUGGUGAAGGAAGAACCCCAAUUAGCAUCAAAGUUAAAGAUUCUUCGAAGUUAGAUUAUGAAGUAGAUGAUGACGAGAAACGACUAUUUAGUUUCGAUAUCGUUACAUCUGCUAAUGGAGUAGAAUUAUCUUCAGCUCGAGUUAAUAUAAAACUUCUUGAUAUGAAUGACAACACACCUAUUUUCCAAGAACCUACCUAUAAAUUCAAUGUUCCUGAAAACGCAACUAUUGGAACUAAAAUAGGCGAUGUGUAUGCUACGGACCGAGACUAUGGAAUAUUUGGUGAGAUUGAGUACACUUUGACUGGUUUUGGAUCAAAUAUGUUCAAGACUGAUAAAAAUACAGGUGGUGUGUAUGUAAGACAGAUACUAGAUUAUGAAAAGCAGAAAAGCUAUAGUCUAACACUAUUUGCUAAAGAUGGAGGAGGAAAAGGAUCGACUGCAAGUAUUUUUAUAGAUGUACUGGAUGUUAAUGAUAACGCUCCUCUAUUUGAAGCUGCAGAAUACAGUAGAACAAUUAGAGAUGGUGCUACAAGCUUUGAGCCACAAUUCGUUAUUCGUGCUACUGAUGCUGAUGGUCCGACUCAAGGUGAUGGCCAAAUUAAAUACUCAUUAGAAUCUGACAACAGUAUUAGUCGCAAAGGCAAUGUGUUCACCAUAGAUGAAGAAACGGGAGAAAUAAGUAUCAUUGAAAAAGUUGAUAGUAUUCCACCACUCCAUAACGAAACCCGAGUUUACAUUCGCGUAGGAGUUCCUGGUAAUCAAAGACCUACUUUUAAGGGUAACUAUCAUCACUACAAAUAUACUAUCUCCCAAAAUAGCCCAGAAACCACAGAAGACUUCACAUUUGAUUUAAAUCCAAUGAACUACAAGGCAAAUAUAAGAGAAGACGCUAAACCUGGACAGAAUGUGACCAUGGUAGUGGCUAAUGAUCCCGAUGGUCUCGAUGAUUUACUCACGUAUCACAUUGUAUCAGGGUCAAGAGAUAAUUUCAUUAUAAAUGAGAAGUCUGGUCUUAUUACAGUAUCCAACGACGCUAACUUAGAUAGAGACAUUAACCCGGAACGAUACGAAAUCAUUGUAUCAGCUGUCGACAGUGGAAUGCCUAUACCAGAAACAGCCACUACUACAGUUUUUGUUACUAUACAAGAUGUAAAUGAUAAACCACCAAAAUUUAAUGUGACUGAAUCAACUACACAUAUUUCUGAGAAAGCUAAAAUAGACGAUUUAGUAACAAAAAUUACGGCUUACGAUACAGAUGUCAAUGCAAAGCUACAAUACAGUAUUGUACAGCCAAUUAAAGCCCUUUCUAAAGCUGGUGUUCAACUAAAACCUAACUCGCCGUAUGAUUACAAACAUAUUUUCCGAAUUAACGAAGAUACUGGAGAAAUAUUUGUUAAUGGAACGUUGGAUUACAGCAUGGCAUCAAUAGUAAUAUUGACAAUCAAAGUUGUAGAUGUUAAUGCAGAAAUCAACAAGGAUAAACAAUUUGCUGUCAUAGAACAUACUAUUUAUAUACAGCCUUACGCUGAUAAAAACCCACAAUUUACAAAUGCUGGUUGGACUAGUUCAAAUCCAGUAAUAUACCACAAAAUUAAAGAAGAACAGCCUAUUGGAAGUACUGUUCUUGUUUUGACAGCUGAAGAUCCAGUUUCUGGACAUGUAGUGUCCAGUUACAAGGUUAUAAAUGCAGAAACUGGACUACUUCAAGUAGAUCCUCUCAGUGGUCAAGUUGUUUUAACUAAACAUUUAGAUUAUGAAGACUUAACGACUCCUAAUUUGACAAUAACCGUCAAAGCCGCAAGUAAUGAUGGUAGUAAGCAUAGUAUUGCUAAAAUUAUUAUAGAAGUUAUGAAUAUCAACGACAAUCCACCUAUUUUUGAAAAAGAUCUCUACAAAGUCAGCGUUUUGGAGUCUGUAAAAUAUCCAGAACAAAUUGUUAUGGUCAAAGCUCAUGAUGCUGAUGCCGUAUUAACUGAAGAAGAUAAAGUAAAAGGUUAUUCUGAUAUCAGAUAUACGUUGAGAGGCGAGAAUUCUGACCUGUUUAAAAUUGAUAAUGUUACUGGAUCCAUACAGGUAGCCGAAAAUAAAACAUUAGACAGAGAACGACAAUCAGUUCUUCGGAUGGAAAUUGAAGCAGCUGACACUCCGAACGGUGGAGCUGAUAAGUUGAAGGCCACUGCUACAAUUCUAGUAGAUGUUCUUGAUGUUGAUGAUAACUCACCCCAAUUUGAGAAAAAUGUUUAUACAGCUGUAGUGCCAGAAAACGUACCAAUCGGCAUAAGCGUUAUAAACGUGACGGCUACAGAUCCCGAUGAAGGAUUGGGUGGAGAAAUCAAAUACGACUUCUUAGACGAAGGCGAAGCUAAUGGACUAUUUACAAUAGACGCUGUAACAGGAGAAAUCAAAACUCGUAAAGUUCUUACUGGCCGUGGUCGCACAGAUCCUUAUAGACUGCUUGUUGGUGCCACUGAUGGUGGAGGACAUUCUGGAGAUACGUCAUUAUCUUUGUACAUCGGUGAUGUUAGCGCUAAUGAUGGAGUACCUAGAUUUAUUAGACCGGCUGCUGGAGAAAUACUAAGUAUUAGUGAGAACGCAACUAUAGGAUCUGCAGUAUACCAAGUGGUAGCAAGUGACCCUGAUGAUCCAACUCAACCUUCUGGACAAUUGUUCUAUUCUAUACAACCGAGCAAUCCUGAUGCCAAGAUUUUCGCUAUUGAUCCUCACUCUGGUCAAAUAACAACAAGACAGUCGCUAGACAGGGAGAGAAAGGCAUCAUAUACAUUGGUGCUACUAGUCACUGACAGAGGUCAACCACCUCAACAAAGUACCAGAAUUGUUACAGUCAUGGUCACUGAUGUUGAUGAUCAUAAGCCACACUUUGGAAGAAACUCGGAUGACCCACCAGUUUUAAUGACAGUAAAAGAAGAAGUUCCCAUUGGAACUGUGAUUGGUCAACUUGAAGCCAUUGAUGAGGAUAUAGACGAGAAUGCUGCUAUCGAUUACGCUAUUACAGUUGGUAAUGACUUUGGCUUGCUGAAACUAGAAAGGACGAACGACAGCAAGGCUUUAAUUAUAGCAGCAGCGAGACUGGACAGAGAGACGCUGUCGAAGCAACUGAUUACUGUUAAAUGCUUCAAGUACGGCACUAAGCCGAGACUAACCAAGUCGUAUAACAGAUUGGAUCCCUCAGAAACUCAAGUACUGAUUAAAAUUUUGGACAUAGAUGAUCAUUUACCAGAAUUUGAGAGUGCCAACAUGACUGUAGGAGUCAGACUGAAUGUGCCUAUAGAUACUAUGAUAGCUUCUGUCAAGGCUACUGACAAGGACCCUGAUGCAAGACCUAUUGACUACAGUAUCGUCAACAUGACUUUUGUGUCACCGAUUAAGGGCAAAUCCUUGGACAAUAUCACUGAUGUAAUUGUUCUAAACAAUAUGACUGGAGACUUGAAGAUUAUGAAGAAUUUGAUACAUUAUGCCGAUGGUAUAUUUAGAUUGAUCGUACGCGCUAAUAACACAAAUGAUCCGGAAAGAUUCAGCGAUAUUCUAAUAGAGGUCGUGGUAGUAAGAGAACGCGACCUCCUCCGGCUGGUGAUGCCUGGUGGGACCAGACAGAAGUACGCUGACCUUCGGGACAGGAUGUCGGCUGCUCUCGCACAGAAAGGUCUUCGAAUGCAACUUCACGAUGCCAACACAGCAUUCUUUGCUAAUCCAGGACCAUGCUUCCAAUUUAGGAAAACGGAUUCCGGCGAAGCUUUAACCCCUAAAGCCAUGAAGGCAACCAUACGUGCCCUAGGAACUGAGUUCCAAGAGAUCCUUGAAAACUUCAAUGUGCACAACAUCACCAGCUGUGGCGCAUCACGAACGAAACAUUCGCCAGCACAACAUGCAUUGCUGGCUUUGGCUGGAGUACUGCCGUUUGCAGCGUUCAUAGCCACUCUUGUACUAUGUUGCAUGCAUUCUAGUGCCAAGAAGAGAGCUCGUGAAGCCCUUCUAAUAACAAGAGAACCACCGCCUGUAGCUGCCAGUAACAUAUCAGUGCCCACAAGGUUAUAUGCAGAACCUCUAUAUACCACGUGACGGAACUACAAAAACUGAGCUCUAAAACUAUUGUACAAAAGAUUUUAUUUAAGUCAAAGCAAGGCUGCGCAAAUAUGUAGUUCCCACGUGUGAAACGAGACACCGGGGUGGUCCCCAGGCGACGAUUCUCGAUGCCCCCUUGGGCUUUAUGAGAAUUUUCCAUCAUAGGGUGAAAAAUAAUGUAAUAGGUAAUAUAUAAGAGUCUGUUAUGCUUGUGUCAUAUAUGUAAAGGUAAAAAUAACAUAUUAUACAAAAUGUUAAAGAAUGAGUGAGAUUAUGAUUAAACCAUUUUGUUGAAUUAUAAAAAAAUACAACUUUGUUGAUAAAAUUAGGCGAAAUCUAAAUUAUUUUUUCUUCUUAAUUGUUUUCUAAUUACAUGUUCAAAUAAUGAAUUAAUUAAUGUAAAUAAUAACAUCUCUAGGAGUCAAUGUACUUGACGUGUUUCUGUUUAUUGCCUUUUAUAUUCAUUGAACUCUAAACAUA
Spodoptera littoralis (African cotton leafworm) is the source of this 5898-nucleotide messenger RNA. NCBI's taxonomy places the organism in Eukaryota, Metazoa, Arthropoda, Insecta, Lepidoptera, Noctuidae. The record is from the annotation of a GenBank genome assembly.